CGUUAAUGAAAUCGUCAUGUCAAUAAUAAUGCAUGUAAUACUUAAAUGCUUUUUGUGAUUAUUUAUUAUUUCGAGAAGAUAUUUUAUUUUUCUAAAAUACAUUAAUUUUUUAUUGUUUUUUCCCUUCAUUUGUUUUGUUAUCAAUUAAUAAUUGUAGUUAUGAUUUAUUUUAUUAAUAUAUAUGUUUUGACAUUUAAUUAAGCAAGUAGGGUGUGGGUUAUCUUAUCUUAGAUUACUUUAGAAUUUAAAACCAGAGACACACUAAUAUAUAUAAGUAAGUAGUGCUUGUUUAGAUACAAUAAUUGAUUCUCUCAUGAUUAACAAUAAGGACUAAUAUUAUCAAAUAAGUUAUAAUUAAUUAAUCAAUUGUAUAUAUUUAUCUACUUGCAGCAUAUAAAUUUGUCUAGGAAUGAAAUAAGAUGAUAAAGAGUGAGUACCAUAUUCCUGAAUUAAGAAAUCAACAAUACCAAAAACACCAAAGCCAAAAAUAUAUCAUAAUCAAAAUAUUAUGGAUUAAUUGGCUAAUAACAUUAAUUCCUUGGAUGGAGGGACCAAGCCUAACAACCAACCCAAUUACCAAACACAACAAAACCCGCUCCUUUCAUUCUCCUAAAGUGGCUACACACCAAAUUAACCUUCUAAAGUAAAAGCAACGAAACCUCAUAUCUCAUUAACUCUAUAUUUUAAAUCAUCUCUAUUAUACUACACUUAAAACAUAUUCUCCCCUCUACUUCUUAUAUUAUAUAUCUUCUAUUUCAUAAUGAAUAAGAGGAAAAUGGACCCGUUUGGUGCAAUCCAAGAUAAAGAAUGGAGCGUGUCAAGACAAAAGAUAAGGUUAUAAUUAUAAAGGGUUUUGCUCCUUUUUAUUUAUUUUUUUCUUUUUACAUUACAAAAAGUUUGAUUAGUAUAACCUUCCAUUUCCAUAAUUUUGGCUCCUCCAUCUCACUUUUGGUCUCUAUAAUUAAAGUACUAAUAAUCCCACACCAACACCAAAAAAAAAUUCCAAAUCCAAAAUCCUACCCCUAAUAUAUAUAUUGCUUUGUUUUGUCUCCUUUUCAUUCCAAACAAACAAAAAAGAAAAACCUACCAACUCCUCUUUCUCUCUCUUUCUCUCUCUCCAUUCCAAUAUGUUGCUAAUGAGAAACUCCAUUUCCUCCACCAAGAAAUUCUUUCAAAGAACUUUUGGUAGUUUGAAGUGCCUCUUCACCGGAGGGUCCUACCAAAAGCUACCGAAAUCCCCUCGCGGCCAUCCAUUCACCGGCGAUUCUACAACCGCAGCCACCACCGCAACGAAUAUCCACCAAUGGGGUGGUGCCAGCUGUACUAAAAGGAGAGAAAAAAGAUCAGAUGAUGAGAAUGAUCACCAUAUAAUUAGUACUACUACUACUUAUGAUCAAUAUCCAAUGGAGCAGAAGAAAAAAGAUCAAACCUCUCCUAAUAAAAAGGUGGUGAUGAUGAGUAGUAAUAAUAACAACAAAAAGAAGUUGGGAGAUUAUCAUUACAGCAAUAAAAAUAAAAAUUGUUUGGUUGAGGAAAAGCUAAAAGAGCUAGAAAUGUUGGAUGUUAGUAAUGUGGACCAUGUUUUGGACAUAGAAGAGGUUCUUCACUACUACUCUCGUCUAACUUGCCCAGCUUACCUUGAAAUCAUUGAUAAGUUUUUCAUUGACAUGUUCUCUGAGUUGUUGGCUUCUUCCACUCCGGCUCAACCACCCAACUCCAGGUUCAGAUCACAAUCUUCUACCAUCACAUCAUAAUUUAUUUAUUUGUUUAUUUAUUAACUACUAAAUUAAUUAAGGUUUUAUGUUUAUUGAUUCUUUGCUCGCGCCUAUUCUUGUUUUGUAAUUAGAAUAUUGUGGAUGAUUUUUAUUUAAUUUUUCAAAUAAAAAAAAAAAGUUAACAGGCUUAGAGAUUGGCCUCAUUAAUUUGUUCAUUUAAUUAUUGAUUUAAAGAAGGAAAAAAAAAAAAAAAAAGAAAAA
This is a messenger RNA of Cannabis sativa, 1976 nucleotides long. RefSeq lists its product as uncharacterized. NCBI's taxonomy places the organism in Eukaryota, Viridiplantae, Streptophyta, Magnoliopsida, Rosales, Cannabaceae. The record is from RefSeq and is a predicted model, not a curated record. The transcript has a single exon. The coding region runs from base 1128 to 1754 and encodes 208 amino acids.